This is a messenger RNA of Limanda limanda (common dab), 6327 nucleotides long. Its product is annotated as dedicator of cytokinesis protein 3-like. Gene Ontology annotation, biological process: small GTPase-mediated signal transduction. The transcript has 55 exons. Bases 1 to 6327 code for a protein of 2108 amino acids. Gene Ontology annotation, cellular component: cytoplasm; plasma membrane. The record is from RefSeq and is a predicted model, not a curated record. Gene Ontology annotation, molecular function: small GTPase binding; guanyl-nucleotide exchange factor activity. NCBI's taxonomy places the organism in Eukaryota, Metazoa, Chordata, Actinopteri, Pleuronectiformes, Pleuronectidae.
AUGUGGAUACCUACAGAGGAGGAGAAGAUCGGAGUUGUGAUCUGCAACUUCCGGUCCUCAAUAUGUCAGGCCCUGGUCCUGGAGAUUGGGGAGACUGUCCAGAUUCUGGAGAAGAGCGAAGGUUGGUACAGAGGCUUUUCCACCAAGAAGCCUUCCAUCAAGGGGAUUUUCCCAGUCAGCUACGUCCACUUGAAGAAAUCCACAGUGACCAACAGAGGGUUGUGUGAGACGGUGGUGCCCCUCGAGGACCCCAUCAUCACAGAGACCACCUCCACACUGCAGGAAUGGGGGGUCCUGUGGAAGCAACUCUACGUGAAACACAAGGUGGAUCUGUUCCAUAAGCUCCGUCAUGUGAUGAACGAGCUCAUCGACCUGCGACGGCAGCUGAUCCAGGGUCAUCUCGCCCAGGACCAGACUCGUGAGAUCAAGCGGCACAUCACAGUGCGGCUUGACUGGGGCAACGAGCACCUUGGUUUAGACCUUGUUCCCAGAAAGGAGUUUGAAAUGGUGGAUCCAGAUCAGAUCAGCGUAUCUGAGCUACACAAACUGCACGUAUCCAGCAGACACUGUGGUCAGCAAAGCACAAAUCAGGGCGACAGCACGAGACAGCGCCAUGGCGACGGUUGCCGUGUCCCUGUGUCGCACCACCUCUUCAUCAAUCUGAAGAGCUUCACUUACAACAGCAUCAGCGAGGACGCCGACGUCUUCUUCUCUCUGUACGACACUCGCGAGGCCAAACAGAUCAGUGAGAAGUUUAUGGUGAAACUGAACAAAAAUGGCGGACCAAAGAAUCCGGAGAAGGUUGAUCGCCUGUGUGCUCUCUUCACGGACCUGAGUAGUAAAGAUUUGAAGAAGGACCUGUACAUCGUUGCACACGUCGUAAGAACUGGUCGUAUGCUGCUUAACGAUUCAAAGAAAGGCCCCCCCCAUGUGCAGUACAGACGACCUUAUGGCUGCGCUGUUCUUGCCAUGAGCGAUGUUUUCCACACCAUCACAGACCUCAAAGAGGAGAAGGACUUUGUGCUCAAAGUUUAUACGUGUAACAAUGAGAACGAGUGGUUCCAGAUACAUGAGAACAUCAUACGCAAGUCCAACACCAAGUACUCAGCUCCCAGCACCAACUAUGGCCUCAUCAUUUCGCUGCAGUUGCUGCGGGGCGAGCUGGAGCAGAUCAGACGGGAGAACCAGGCUGUGUUCAGCAGGGCCUUGGCACUCACACGCAAGCUAGGUUUCCCAGACGUCAUCCUGCCAGGAGACACACGCAAUGACCUCUAUCUGACCCUUGAGCGUGGCGAGUUUGAAAGAGGCGGCAAGAGCGUCCAGAAGAACAUCGAAGUCACGCUCUACGUGCUCUAUGCUGACGGCGACACGCUCAAAGACUGCAUCAGUUUGGGCAGCGGCGAGCCCAGCAACAGCGAGUACCGCUCCUUCGUCCUCUACCACAACAACAGCCCUCGCUGGAGCGAGAUGGUCAAGCUGCCCAUUCCCAUAGAUCGCUUCCGAGGGUCCCACCUACGCUUCGAGUUCCGACACUGCUCCACUAAAGACAAAGGGGAGAAAAAACUGUUUGGUUUUGCCUUCACGCCUCUGAUGAGGGAAGAUGGGACCACGCUGUCAGAUGAGAGCCACGAGCUGUAUGUGUACAAGUGUGAUGAAAAUGCCACCUUCAGUAACCAGGGGCUGUAUCUGAGCCUGCCCUGCUGUAAGGAGGACUUCAACAGUUGCCCCAACCUGCCGGCCAACCUGCCCUUCCAGAGAAGCCCCAAGGAAGCUCUCUGCGUCUCCACCAUACUCUGCUCCACCAAACUCACACAAAACGUCGACCUUUUGGCUCUUCUGAACUGGAAGGCCCAUCCGGACCGGGUGUUGGACAUCCUCGGUCGACUGCGUCAGAUCAGCGGCGAGGAGAUUGUCAAGUUCUUGCGAGAUGUCCUGGACACACUCUUCUGUCUUUUAGAUGACAACACAGAUAAAUACGGGCCACUGGUUUUCCAGUCACUGGUGUUCAUCAUCAACUUACUCAGGGACAGCCGUUUCUACCACUUCAGGCCUGUCAUGGAUGCCUACAUCCAAAACCACUUUGCUGGAGCUUUGGCAUACAAAGAGCUGGUUCGAUGUCUGAAGUGGUACAUGGACCGCUCGGCCGAGGUCGUCCGGCAGGACCACAUCCAGGAAGCCAUGAGGGCGCUGGAGUAUCUGUUCAAGUUCAUCGUCCAGUCUCGCAUCCUGUACUCGAGGGCGACCUGCGGGAUGGAGGAGGAGCAGUUCAGGGCGAGCAUCCAGGAGCUCUUCCAGUCCAUUCGCUUCGUCCUGAGUCUCGACAGCCGCAGCUCAGAGAACCUGGUCUUCACGCAGUUUAGGGGUGUGACCAGCUGCAUGCCUGUCUGUGGUCACGCUCAAGGGCUCUCGUCCAUCUCAGCAGCGCUGUUGAACAGUUUCCCUGAUAUCUUUGAUGAGCUUCUGCAGAUGUUCACUGUUCAGGAAGUGGCAGAAUAUGUCCGGGGCACCCUGGGGAGCAUGCCCAGCACAGUGGACAUUGGCCAGUCUAUGGAUGUAGUCAAGCUGCAGUCUAUAGCUCGUACAGUCGAGAGCCGCCUCUUCUUCUUCCCCGAGUCUCGUAGUAUUUUGCUGCCGGUGGUUCUGCAUCACAUCCACCUGCAUCUGCGCCAGCAGAGGGAGCUGCUCAUCUGCUCUGGGAUCCUCACCAGCAUCUUCUCUAUAAUCAAGACCAGCUCUAUAGACUCUUCGGUUCAGGAGGAGGUGGAGAUGAUGGUGGAGAGCCUCCUGGACGUGCUGCUGCAGACUCUGCUGUCCAUCAUGAGCAAGUCUCACUCUGUGGAGACGUCCAGAGGACAACGCUGUCCGCAGUGCACUGCCGAGAUAACCGGGGAGUAUGUUUCCUGUCUUCUCUCUCUGCUCCGACAAAUGACAGAGCUCCACUUUCACCAUCUACUGAACAACUUUCACAGCAAGGAGGAGUUGAAGGAGUUCCUGUUGAAGAUCUUCUGUGUGUUUCGCAACCUGAUGAAACUGACUAUCUUCCCCCGGGACUGGAGCGUCAUGAGGCUUCUAACUAGUCAAAUCAUCGUAGUGACAACACAGUUCCUGUCUCCGGCGCUGCAUAAGAACUUCUCAGAGGCCGAUUUUGAUUUCAAGGUGUGGAACUCCUUUUUCAGUCUGACUGUGCUGUACAUCAACCAGCCCAGUCUGCAGCUGGAGGCGCUCGGCCCCGCCAAGAGAAAGAAAGUCCUCGACAAGCAUGGAGAUAUGAGAGUGAUGAUGGCGUAUGAGCUCUUCAGCAUGUGGCAAAAAUUAGGUGACAAUAAGCCCCACUUCAUCCCGGGAAUGAUGGGGCCCUUCCUGGGAGUCACCCUCGUCCCUCAAACUGAGGUUCGAAAUAUCAUGAUCCCAAUUUUCCACGACAUGAUGGACUGGGAACAGAGGAAAAACGGCAACUUCAAACAGGUGGAAGCGGAGCUGAUGGAUAAGCUGGACAGCAUGGUGUCAGAUGGGAAAGGCGAUGAUAACCACAGAGAGCUCUUCAGCCUUUUGACCCAGCUGUUCGGCCCUUAUCCGAGCCUGCUGGAGAAGAUAGAGCAGGAGACCUGGAGAGAGACGGGGAUCUCGUUCGUCACAUCAGUCACACGACUCGUGGAGCGAUUGCUGGAUUACAGGGACUGCAUGAAAGGAGAUGAGGUGGAGAACAAGAAAAUCGGUGGCUCUGUCAACCUCAUGAACUUCUACAAGUCGGAGGUGAACAAGGAGGACAUGUACAUCCGUUACAUCCACAAGCUGUGUGACCUGCAUCUUCAGGCAGAGGACUUCACAGAGGCAGCGUUCACCCUGCUGCUGUACUGGGAGCUGCUGCAGUGGGAGGACCGGCCCCUGAGGGAUUUCCUCCACUAUCCCUGUCAGAGCGAGUGGCAGCGCAAGGAGAACCUGAGUCGUAAAAUCCUCCACUACUUCAACAAGGGCAAGUGCUGGGAAUAUGGAAUCUCUCUCUGCCGGGAGCUCGCUUUCCAGUACGAGACUUUAUACGAUUAUCAGAGCCUCAGCUGGAUUCGGAAAAUGGAGGCAGCCUACUAUGACAACAUCAUCGAGCAGCAGAGGAUCGAGCCCGAGUUUUUCCGAAUGGGUUUCUACGGCAGGAAGUUUCCUUUCUUCCUCAGGAAUAAGGAGUUUGUGUGUCGUGGUUAUGACUAUGAGCGGCUCGAGGACUUCCAGCAGAGGAUGCUGGGAGAGUUCCCACAAGCCAUUGCCAUGCAGCAUCCCAACCAACCCGACGACACCAUCUUGCAGAGUGACGCUCAGUAUCUGCAGAUCUACGCGGUCACUCCAGUGUCAGACAUCUCUGAUGUGCCUCAGCUGGAGCGCGUGCCGGAGAGGAUCAAGAGUUUCUACCGCAUAAACAACGUCUGUCGUUUCCACUACGACCGACCUUUCCACAAGGGGCCCAAGGACCGCGAGAAUGAAUUCAGGAGUCUGUGGAUCGAGAGAACGACCCUGAUUCUCUCGCGUCCUCUGCCUGGGAUCUCACGCUGGGCCGAGGUGGAAAGGAGAGAAGUGGUGGAGGUGAGCCCUCUGGAGAACGCCAUUUAUGUGGUGGAGAAUAAGACCCAGGAGCUGCGGACGCUGAUCAGCCAGUACCAACACAGGCAGCACCACGGUAACAUCAACCCGCUCAGCAUGUGCCUCAACGGGGUCAUAGAUGCCGCUGUCAAUGGAGGCAUCGCCAGAUAUCAGGAGGCGUUCUUUGACAAGGACUACAUCAGCAGUCACCCAGAGGACACGGAGAGGAUCACACAUCUGAAGGAUCUGAUGCAAGAGCAGGUGCACAUUCUUGGAGUGGGACUGGCGGUUCACGAGAAGCUGGUGCAUCCUGAAAUGCGUCCCCUGCACAAGAAGCUGGUAGAUCAGUUCCACAUGAUGAGAACAGGUUUACACCAUUAUAUGGUUGGCUCCCAGCAGGGUGUACCCAGCGUGGAUCGAUUUGGGCCAGCAGGCUGUCAAGGGGUCAGCUCUUCUCGAAGCAGCCUCUCCUCCCACAGCCACAUGAGCCCUGAGAGCGUGCGUCUCUUACACAGACACAGCCCUAUGAACCUCCAGGGCUCGAUCCGUCACUCGUCGUCCUCCCUGUCGUCUCACACGUCCAGCGAGGCAGGAAACCUCGUCAUCAUGACUGACGGCCUGAUGGGAGAGCACCCAGAGGAGGGGCUACACAUGCAGCCGAGCCCCUCCUCCUCCAGCCUGAGCUCCAUCCGCUCCAACUCUUCUCAGAUUAUUAACUCGGCUCCCUCGAGUGCCAGAGGCUCUCCAUCUUUACCAGAUAAGGCCAAACACAACCGAGAGGUGAUGAUACUGUUGCCGUCUCAUCGCGAGAGGGUCAACAACGCCAUGUACUUCAACAUGGCCGAGAACGGACAGAACAACCACAUGCAGCGUGCCUUACUUCAGCAAGUCAGCCCCUGUAAGCCGUGUGCUGAUCCUCACAUGAACCUGCCAGAGAAAGUCUUUCCCAAUGCUCCCAGCAGCUGGAGUCUGGAUGGAGAGAACAGGGAGCAGAUGUCCUACAUGCCAGGCUCUACUGGAGGGGUGAUCAUGCCCCCUGUCCCACCCAGGUCCUUCCCACCGGGACACUUCCUGAUGCACUGUGAUGCGUACCACCACCAGAACAGCGAGCCCCCCCCCGCCCUGCCUGUCCGCUCUCUACGAAAGUCUCCUCUGCACCCGAUCCCCGGCUCCCCCACCAGCCCUCAGUCAGCUCUGGGGGGCAGUAACUCCACCCUGUCGGGCAGCGCCAGCAGCGGCGUCUCCUCCCUGAGUGAGAGUAACUACGGAGGUCAGUAUCCGGACCCGGGCCCCAUCAGGAACGAUGCCUUGGAGCCUCUUCCCAGCCACCUGUGGUCCCCGCCUGACGAGUACCUGGCCUCUCCCUACCUGCACAUCCACUACGGGGGGCCGGAGAUCGACUCCGUGGACCAGGUGCGCCCCUUCCAUUACCGCAGCCCCUCCUCUCACCCGCACAACCACCCCCACCCUCACGCCCACGCCCACCCGGGGCUGGACAGCCACUCCCACGGGCCGCCGCCGCCUCACCACCACGCUCCCCCCCACGGGCCUCACCACAUCCCUUACCGCCGGCCCCAGCCCCCUGCUGUGCCGCCCAAACCCUACCUGAGGGAGGGCUGCAUCCCGGAGGAGGAGCUGCCCCCCCAGCCCAUCCCGCUGCCCCGCCGGAUCUUCCACUCGCCCCACGGCCACAGGGAGGACCAGGGCAAACACGCCUGGGAGCAGUGCAUCAGCGAGGAGCACGAGGAGACGCAGUGA